This is a messenger RNA of Pseudocercospora fijiensis CIRAD86, 772 nucleotides long. RefSeq lists its product as uncharacterized. The coding region runs from base 7 to 672 and encodes 221 amino acids. Gene Ontology annotation, cellular component: cytoplasm. The record is from RefSeq and is a predicted model, not a curated record. Lineage: Eukaryota; Fungi; Ascomycota; Dothideomycetes; Mycosphaerellales; Mycosphaerellaceae. The transcript has a single exon.
CUCAAAAUGGCGACGCUCGACGCGCAUGUGGCCAAAGUGCUGGACAGGCAGAGGCCUGGCCCGGAAUGCGACGAUGAGGACGCACUCAUCGCAGAACUGGAAGACGACGAAGAUGCUGCGCUUUCCGCCUUUCGCGAGCAGCGACUUGCACAGCUUCAUGCCGAAGUCACGCGCGCCAAGCUCAUGAAGGAUGGCUCUCACGGCACUGGCAGCUGCGCCGAGAUCAAGGACGAAAAGCAACUGAUGGACAUCACCACGACCGCAAGCCUGUGUGUCGUGCACUUCAUGAAGCCCGACUUCCGUCGCUGCCGCAUCAUGCACGACAAGCUUACCGUCUUGGCUGCGAAGCACUUUGACACCAGAUUCGUCAGCAUCAACGUCGACAACGCUCCUUUCUUGGUGGUCAAGCUGGGCGUCAAAGUGCUGCCUUGUGUCAUUGCCUUCAAGGAUGGUGUGAGUGCCGACAGAAUCAUCGGCUUUGAAGGCAUUGCAUGCACGCCGGACUCUUUCACCGCCAGCGAGUUGGAAGCGCGAUUGCUUGCAAGUGGCGUGCUGACCAGAGCAAAGAUGACCGACGAGGAUGACAGAGCGCGAGCACGAAAGCAGAAAGAAGAGGCUGGAACUGAAUAUGACGAUGAUGAUGAUGAUGAUGAUGAUGAUGACUGGGAUUGAGCAUGCCUGUGAUCUGCUAAAAUCCACCUCUUGUUAUUCCUGAUCGACAGGAGAAAAGCCAGCUCCAGAGCGCCUUGACUGUCUCGAAGAGACCUCGCUG